Molecule: messenger RNA, 1089 nt
Organism: Haliotis rubra (blacklip abalone)
Lineage: Eukaryota; Metazoa; Mollusca; Gastropoda; Lepetellida; Haliotidae
Product: SCO-spondin-like
Exons: 5
Coding region: 16-795 (259 amino acids)
Cellular component (GO): extracellular region
Molecular function (GO): chitin binding
Source: RefSeq, a predicted model, not a curated record
UAGCGAGCUGUAUAAAUGAAGGGUUGGAAUCAGGUUUGUCAGUUGUCUCUGUUGAUGAACCUCAGCAACAUGAAGUACGCCAUUGUCUUUGCAGUCCUGUUGGCUGUUGUCCUCCAGGAGGCAUACGGAGCUAGUUGCCCAAAGAGCUGCAGGAAAUACAAGCGGUCCAACUGUAGGUACUACUACUACUACAGAUGGGGAUCCGGCUACAGUAGAUACUACUACUGCAGCAGCUACAGAUCAUACACAGGAACUUGCUACGAGACUUGUACUCACGGUGGCUGGAGCAACUGGUCCGACUAUGAGCUGUACGAGGAGUGCCCAGUGAUGUGCGGUGGCAGCACUGGCAUGGCCUUCAAGACACGAUCAUGCACCAACCCAGCUCCCAGGAACGGCGGCAACGCCUGUGUUGGUGGAGACACUCAUGAGAUGGUCAUGCCCUGCAACACUGACGCCUGUGGAAGUCGAUGCCCAACUGACUCUGUCAAAUACCACGCCCACCCAACUGUUCCUCACAACUACUACCAGUGCGAUCCCGGCCACAAGAAGGCUUUCCUGAAGAACUGCACAGACGGAACCGUCUUCAACGUCGAACGCCACACCUGCGUUCACGCUAAUGCACAACACGGAGAUUGCUUCCACGGCCAGAUGGCGGCCCAUCCCACAGAGUGCGGCAAGUUCUUGUCUUGCGUUCACGGCCAGAUGAAUGAGAUGCCCUGCCCAGGUGGACUCCACUACAACAGGGUGACCAAGACCUGCGACUGGCCAUCAAAUGCUAACUGCGAGUCCCAGUAAAUCUCUGUAUCUUGAGCAAUGGAAUAAAUGGAAAGCAAAUUUCAGACGCUUAUUUGUUCUUUUUGUCAAGUUGAAUCACUAAACUUAAUAAAUAAUUACAGUUAUUAGAGAACUGAUAUAUAGGCUGCCCAGGUGGACUCCGCUACAACAGGGUGACCAAGGUCUGCGACUGGAGAGAUAGAGCCAACUGCGUGUAACGUUGAAUCUGUGUAGUAUGUCGUUAUACACAGACGUAGUGCUUUAGAGCGUGAACGAGCAACGUCAUAACGUCAUAAUAAAGCAUGCUAAAAUGAA